This is a messenger RNA of Malania oleifera, 817 nucleotides long. RefSeq names its product OVARIAN TUMOR DOMAIN-containing deubiquitinating enzyme 4-like. Gene Ontology annotation, cellular component: nucleus; cytosol. Bases 204 to 668 code for a protein of 154 amino acids. The transcript is spliced from 7 exons. The record is from RefSeq and is a predicted model, not a curated record. NCBI's taxonomy places the organism in Eukaryota, Viridiplantae, Streptophyta, Magnoliopsida, Santalales, Ximeniaceae. Gene Ontology annotation, molecular function: cysteine-type deubiquitinase activity. Gene Ontology annotation, biological process: protein deubiquitination; endoplasmic reticulum unfolded protein response.
AAAGAACGGACACAACACGAAGUUCAAACCCCACCGCCAUCACAUCGCGCCAAAUCAGAGGAAACCGCACCACUUUCGCUCCCCGAAGAUCGACGCAUCCGAUUCGAUUCUCUGCGAUCGUCGCCUCCGCCCCACCACAGAUUGAAAAAGGUUCUCUCCGCGCUCUCUGUCGUUGCUUUCUGUACCAAAAUCUGUGCACGGCCAUGACGAAAUCAGAUGUUUAUCUCGGCAUACCUGGAGAUGGAAGGUGUUUGUUUCGUUCAGUGGUUCAUGGUGCUUGCCUGAGAGAAGGGAUAUCAACUCCAAGUGAGACCCGUCAAAAAGAACUUGCCGAUGAGCUAAGAGCUAGAGUGGUGGAUGAAUUCAUCAAAAGGCGUGCUGACACUGAAUGGUUUCUUGAAGGUGAUUUUGACACAUACGUUAAACAGAUGCAACAGCCCCACACUUGGGGUGGAGAACCUGAGCUGCUCAUGUCCUCACAUGUCCUGGAGAUGCCCAUUAAAGUUUACAUGCGGGACAAAAGUAAUUGCCUUAAAACCAUAGCAGAAUAUGGUCAAGAAUAUGGCAAGGAAAACCCAAUCCGUGUCCUCUAUCAUGGUUAUGGACACUACGAUGCCUUGCAAAUUCCUGUUGACGGCCCGAAACCUAAGUUGAACAAGAGAAGAUGAGAAACGUCUGCUUGCGAAGAACUUGUUUACAAUUUCCCAUAGUGCAUAAUUGGGGGAUGUCAAAAUUAUGCCCAAAUGAUAUUAUGUAACAUUUAAUUUGGAAGGAUAUUGCAUCUCUUGAUAUGAACGUCAUAUCUUUAUGAUUCUCA